This is a messenger RNA of Arabis nemorensis, 1059 nucleotides long. The record is from the annotation of a GenBank genome assembly. Lineage: Eukaryota; Viridiplantae; Streptophyta; Magnoliopsida; Brassicales; Brassicaceae.
AUGAGUUCUCCGGCGAUAAAUCAAGACAUGAUCCUAGAGAUUCUCUCUUAUUUUCUGGUAUCGGAGACCGGAAAAUCGAGGCUCAUAAACAAAGAGUUUAAUAAGAGAAGCUACGAGUCUUGGUUUCUCAACCUCAAUCUCCAUAGAACCAAUUCUAUUUCUGGAUACUUGGUGCAAUACAAUGAAGGAGGAUACAAACUUCAAACCAGCUUUGUCCAUGAGGUGGGAGAUUUCGAAAAGAAAGGAAUCUCUAUUGAUUUUCUACCACAUGGAAAAGCAAAGAUCGAAGCUUGUGACGCAAGUCAUGGGAUUUUGCUUUGUGUUAAUGAAACAGGACCAGGUGUACCGGAUUGCAUAGUCUGCAAACCAACAACAAAACACUAUCAGAUUAUACCAAACCCGAUAAUGCAGAAUUGCGGUAUCUCAUUCGGUUUAGUGGUAAUCGGAUUGGACCCUUUCCGGUAUAAAAUACUUAGGCUCUCUAGGUUAUCCGCGGGGAUGAAUCGGAAUCAUAGAACAUUCGCGUGCGAAGUUUUUGAUUCGGAUUCAUUUAUAUGGAAGAGAUUGAAAAACUUGCGUCUACCAAAAGAAGACGGUCUCAUUCUUUCAAACCCGGUACAAGCUUCUGGUUUCUUGCAUUGGUUAUCAUGGAAUCACAAUGUGAUCCGGUUCUGUCUCAAAACCGAAACUUGGUCUUUCUUCCAAACUCCUAACUUUGGUGUUUCUCCAAAAUUGGUCAAAUACGAAGGGAAGCUAGGCGUUAUUCGGUGGUCGGGUUAUGGAGAGGCAUUAAACCGGUUAUGGGUUUUAAAGAGCAGUUUUGUAAAGUCGUGGGUAAAAGUGAAAGAUAUUAAAAAGAUUGGGUUAAGAGAUAACGUUUUGUGGACUCCAAGCAACGACGUCGUAACACUUUCUAGCUCGGAUCGAUUUUGUUUCUACAACACAAACACAGAGAAAUUGAAAAUCAUUCAAACAAAUAGAGAAUUCUCCAAUUACAUUUGUUUCCCGUUUUGUUCGGACUACCAAGAGGUUACCCUAAGAAAUGGGCUCGAUAAAUGA